AAAAAGACAAUUAUUUCGGCUCCCUCUUCAUUUCUUCCUCAUAAUGAGCCAAGGUGUAGACCCUCGUGGGUGCUCUUUCUCCAAGCUUCCAUUGUCUUGCCGGAGGCAAGUUCUGCUGUAGUGGUGGUGGCGGUGGAUCGAUUCCCGGACAAUUUACCCUCAAGUGUCCAAGCUUCUUGCAACGAAAACAUAU
Striga hermonthica is the source of this 193-nucleotide messenger RNA. Lineage: Eukaryota; Viridiplantae; Streptophyta; Magnoliopsida; Lamiales; Orobanchaceae. The record is from the annotation of a GenBank genome assembly.